AUGCUGCUGAACGCCGACACUUAUUGCCGCACUGCCCUGAUGUGUGCUGCGGCAGAAGGCCAAACUACCGAAGUUGACAGUCUUAUUGACGAAGAAGGUGGCACGCGUGACGCAACUGGCAUGACUGCCCUGAUGCAUGCGGCCCGGAACAAUCAGCGCAUUCACCGUGCUCUGCUGCAGAAGGAAGCAGGGGUUUGCGAUAACAGUGGCUUCUCGGCGCUGAGGCACGCGCUCCUGGCUGGUAGUGAGCAAAGUGUCGCUGAUCUAUGUGAGCCAGAGUACCACACACUGAGCUGGACUCCUCUGAUGGAGUCCGUGGUAGCAAAUGAUGUCUCUAGUGUGAAAUUACACGCUAGAAACUACUCAAGACAUCAGGAUUCAUACGGUGUCACGGCACUCAUGUUAGCCGCCGGCCUUAACCACUACAGCCUUCUAGCCCUGCUUAUUGACACAGAAGCUGGCAUGAAGGAUCAGGAUGGGGUGACGGCUCUCAUGCGUGCAUCUUUGUUGGGUCACGUACGAGUAGUAGCCUUGUUAGCUCCGCACGAAUCAUCUAUCGUUGAUUCUCGAGGCUGGUCUGCUCUUGCUUAUGCGAUCUCCAAGGAGCACACUGACAUAGUCAAAAUCCUCAUCCCUUACGAGUACCGAUUGAUAAAUGCUCCAUCUCCUGAUCUGCGUCUCUAUGCCAGUAACUCCCAGAAUCAGCUGAUCAAGGAGCUAGUUUAUGGGCCCGGACUUCAGUUUCUUAUCAUAGACUCUCUUCCUCCAGAUGUCGUUUCAGGCGCCGAGCACUGCAGCAUAUGUCUCGAUGAAGUAGCCAUAAUCCGGGCUCUUCCUUGUACCCAUCGUCUGCUAUGCAUUUCCUGUGCCUCUUGCUUCCAGAAGACGAGUGACCAGUGCCCAAUUUGUCGCGCCAAGGUGGCUAGCUGGGAAAUAGACGCACCCUCAACCAGCCCGUAG
Messenger RNA from Giardia duodenalis, 960 nucleotides. RefSeq names its product Ankyrin repeat protein 2. The coding region runs from base 1 to 960 and encodes 319 amino acids. Gene Ontology annotation, molecular function: protein binding. The transcript has a single exon. The record is from RefSeq and is a predicted model, not a curated record. NCBI's taxonomy places the organism in Eukaryota, Fornicata, Diplomonadida, Hexamitidae.